Cylindrotheca closterium is the source of this 957-nucleotide messenger RNA. The record is from the annotation of a GenBank genome assembly. Lineage: Eukaryota; Bacillariophyta; Bacillariophyceae; Bacillariales; Bacillariaceae.
AUGAAUCAAACUACCAGUACAUUACCUUCGGCUCGAAUACGGAGGAGACAUUUGCGAUUCUCACCGUCUCGCUUGCGGCAGCGUUUUCGGGGCUAUGACAGAGCCAUCUUUUUCAGCGUAUGGGUAUUGGCGGGCCUCUCGACCUAUGGAUUGGUUUGGACUUCCUUUUGGUAUCCAACUUCUCGAGUUGCUGAAAAUACAGCCAAAUCGGUCUUGGAAGAGGAUGCUUCAUUCUUCUUUUCUUCUCUUUCGAAUUCGAAACAGACAUUUCAUACGCAUAAACAGAAGAAGAUGAAGAAAGACGUAACAUCCAAGCGACUGCGAAAAGAGAGUUCAGUAAGGCUGAAGAAGUAUAUGGAAGACACAGAGAAUGAGUUCACUACCAUCGGCUUUUGGAUAAUAUUCAUAUUGUGGUGCUAUCAGAAAAUUAAGGACUGGUUCCCAAUUUCCACAUUACCAUCCACUAUCACGGAACGUCAACCAACAAGGUCGACAUCACCUUCCACUCCACCGUCGCAGACGACAACGAUGCAGAUUCGAAGGAUUCAUCGAGAAGUCAUUGUGCGAACGUUACAACGCAUCAAUCGAGAACGACAAGAACGAGAUGAGGGGUUGAUCUCUGUUGAAGCGAUUGAAGCAUUUCAAAAUGCCCUGCUCCAAGAUCAAGUGGUAUUUGAAGGGUUGCCAGAGCAAGGAGAGGGAACAGAGCAAAGAAAUCUGGGGGCAACACAAGAAGAGAUUGAUGCUUGCGUGAAGCGAUUACCGAACGAACACGACAACGAUUGCGAAUGCAUCAUUUGUUUGACCGAACUUGAUUCUUCAGAAAGGAAGGAAAUGUUGAGAGUCCUGCCGUGCAAUCAUACCUUUCACGCUUGCUGCAUUGACAAGUGGUUUGCAAAGUCGACUAAAUGUCCGAUUUGCAAGGCUUCGAUUCGAAAAGAGGAUGCUUCGUCAUGA